Anneissia japonica is the source of this 2814-nucleotide messenger RNA. RefSeq names its product M-phase-specific PLK1-interacting protein-like. The coding region runs from base 146 to 709 and encodes 187 amino acids. The transcript is spliced from 3 exons. NCBI's taxonomy places the organism in Eukaryota, Metazoa, Echinodermata, Crinoidea, Comatulida, Comatulidae. The record is from RefSeq and is a predicted model, not a curated record.
CAGCGCGCAGAGGUCAACAUUGGGGUUCAGUGAUUUCAGCAGUUUGAGGAACAGUCGUUGCUGAGUUCCGAUUUUUAUUUAUGUAAUCCAGCUAAAAAUUACUUGCAUACUUUUGUUAUAUAGUGUAUUGAUUAAGAUUAAACCCAUGAAUAGUGGAAGAUAUAAUCAGGCUCGUGGUAGUUAUCACCAUGGACAGCGUAAUCGCCAAGGCUCAGCGUCACGGAGAGGCCAACAACAACAAGCGUCUCUUGGGUUUCGGUCUCCGCCGCCUGGAAUGAUGAUGGGUUCACCGCCGUGGGAUUACAGUCCUUCCCCGCGUGGAACUCGAGGCGGCCAUAUGAGCCGUCCAAGUCCAAGGUACAGAGGACCAUCUCCAUGUGGCUAUAAUCAACGUAACUCACCCUACAACUCCCCAUAUUCACCUCAGUCUCAAUUCCCCUCUCCAAAUCAUCCAAACUUCUCACCACGUGGUUUCCACACAUCCAGUCCACUGUACGGGUCCCCAGGUCGUCAGGGACAUGGAAGAGUACAUAGUCGUAGGGGAUGGAACCAAAAUAAGGGACGAGGGAGUAAUAAAGGUAGUUGGAACAGCAAUGACAUCAGUAUUUACUACAGUCCAGCCAUGGUUAUAGAUCCUUGGAAAGAACUGGAAAACCUUCACAUAAGCAGUUGCAGAGAAAAAGCAUCUGACAAAGACAAUGAAACAUAGAAUGACACACUCGACUGAAGGAUGAAACUGAUGAUCACAGAUUCCGGAGAGAACCGAGGUAACUGAUAAUGAAAUUGUGAGGCCUAGAGGAAAGAAGUGGGCUACAGUAGGCCACCAAGAAUGGAAAGAGCAGUAAGGCCUAUAGAAAAUGACCCAAGAAACUUCCCUGGGGUAUGCAUAUGGUAGCUGCAUAUUGUAGGCUAUAGAGAACAAAUGAUUCAGGACAGGUUGAAGAUUGAGACAAAAGGAAGGAUAAUGCAGUGGAUUACUGAUCUUUUAUCUGGGGGAUAAUUACAAACCAAUCUGAUAUAUUUCAGAAACCAUAAAUUAAUGAUGCCUCAGUCAUUCAAAACGAUUUGAAAAUUUUCAAGGGUAACUUGAUGAUAAACUGCAUUUUGGAACAGGCCAAACUAUUUUUUAAACAUUAAAAUAAUAACCUGCCGGACAGGUUUAUUGCAGUAAUUAAUUGAAAAGAAAAACCCACUUUAUAUGACAAUAUCCCAAGGAGCGAGUUGGAUUGCAUAUUGUACUUUCUGUUUGAACACUUAAUUUUAAACAUCCGUUAAUUUGUUUAAUUUCUGAAUUUUAUGAGUAAUUCCAGAUGGGAAUGAUUUAAAUCUUUAAAUAAAAUUUCAUUUUUAUGGUGUUGUACAAGUACAAGUAGUGAUUUUAUCUCCUGUAUACCUUUUUAAAUAUUUAGAUGUCAGUGUCUGUUUUUAGAUCAUAACAUUAUUAAUGAUGGAAAAUUAUUUCUAUAUUUAGAUCAUUACAUCAUUAGUAAUUAUAGAAUUAUUAUUAUUAUUUUUUUAUUUAUUUUAAGGUAAGUAUUUGUAAACAGGUGUUACUCGUGGCAUUUUAUAUCAUCCUUUUUACCACGGUUUAAAAUGUUAUCGAAAGAAUGAUUAUGUAUUGAAUGUGCUUUCAAUACAUCAUUACAAUUUUUAACAAAUCUUAUAUAUUAACAUUAAUUAAUCAUAUUUACAAACUCAUUAAUUGUAUAGAGAAUUAAUUUUAACCAUAUUUUCAAAUAUUUUUGUACAAAAAAACCAAUUGAAAUUCAUAUUCUUUUGUUAAAAAAAAAUAAUUUGAGCAGCAAUCCUCUAAACACUGGUGUAUUUUAACCAUUGAGGACUGCCAAUCUUAUUGUAUGCAUAUUUUCUCAUUCUAUAGAAUUUGAUGUUUCAAAUAUAUUUGUACAAAAAACCAUUUUGAAAUUGAGAUUUUUUUUUCACAAACUGCAGUUUCAACAGCAAUUCCUGUGAACACUGGUGGAUUUUAACCACCGAGGGUCAGCUAUAAAGACUGCCCUCAUUUAGUGUUCUUAUUCAACAGGUAAAUGCCGCCAAUCUCACAGUACUGAAAAAAUAUACAUAGUUUAGACACCAUGUUAGUUUCAUGUGUUCUCCACACCAUACAGAUCAAACAGUAAAAUAAUGAAAUGAAUUUUGGAUUUGCCCUUUGCAAGAUUUUAAUGUAUUGAAUAAAUUUUUAGAUCAUUAAAGUGUCCUGUUUUGUGGUUAUGUUUUUGAAAGUUAUUCAUUCUAAAUGUUAUUCUAAUAUCAGUUCAUGGACUUUCUUUAUUCAUGAAAAAUUAUGGAAUUAGGAGAUUACAGUACCAUCACGAUGUUGACAUUUUCACUAAAAAAUAGGAGGGGAAGAAACGAAUUUGUAUAAACAAAAUAUUAUUUACUGUAUUUUGGUACAUACGCUAGUCUGUCAAAAAGUAUUAUUAGUUUUCUAAUGCAUAUUUAGCUGAUAUAUAGCAAUGGUGAGCGUAUUGACUAUUGCAAAACUCUUGUGAUAAAGCUUUCUAUAAUUUACCAGUUCCCUAGUUACUUAAUAGCAAAAAAAAAACUUAGGCGCUUUAAUAGAUGUUGCGAUUUGUUAGAUAUAGCAAAUUUUAUAUAAAACAAUAUUUAACCUUUUAGGGGUUUUUUGGUCAAGAAAUUACAUUUAUUAUAAAACAGUAUUUAAAUGUUUUAUGUAUGAUAAAUUUGUUUGGUGCAAUUUCCAUGUACUUUUAUUUGUUAAUAUGAAAUGCAUUGUUAUUAAGUUUGUAGAAUAUGUCAAUAAAAUUGGAAAUCAUCAAGUUGCUUAUUCAAAAA